CCGGAGGGAUGGUUUGUCAGCUGAUAAGCACAUGACAUCUGAUAAAGCUGAGCGCUUUUCGUCAUGUACGUGCUACCGGGGGCCACAUGUCCACGUCUUUGAUGAAUCUUUCGUAAACAACGCGCUUCAAACUGCUUUAAAAUGAAGCGUAUUGCUACAUCAAAGCGAGCAGACGACGCAAGUGGUUGCUGUUGCGUACGCGCCUUUAGCAGACGCACCCGCGUCAUGUUGCUUCUUUUACUCGCGCUAACUCUAGAAGUCGUCCCUGCGUCGAGCGGCAGCGUACCCAUGCGUGUCGUGAGGCAAGCCAGCGGCUUUGACGGUGGGUCUGCAGUGCACGGUCAACAGCAUCGGCAGCUGAGCCGGUCCACUCCACGGCCCUUCUCGGGGCCCGGACACUUGAGGCCGCUGCUGGGUCGAUGCUUCAGCCGCACGGCGGCGGGGUACCGCUACACCCUUUGCCCUUUCGACAACGCCACCCAAGCUGAAGAAAGCGCCCGCUGGAACGCUUACAGCGGCGUCCUCGGUGUCUGGCAAGGCUGGUCAGCAGCUAAUGGGAGCCUCAGCGGCAUGCACUAUGGCAAUGGCGACAGCUGCGGCACCCUGAACCGCUCUGUGGAGGUGCGCCUGAGCUGCGGUCGUCCCCAGACGUCCCUGGCAGAGGUGAGCGAGCCCGAACGCUGCCACUAUGCCAUGGUGCUGAGCACCCCCUUGGUGUGCCACCCGGACGCGCUGCUCGUUUGGCCCACUCUGUCUGACCAGCAGAAGCAGCGAUGGAGUCUGGCCGACAGCCGGCUGUACUCCGGAGAAACCACCGUCAAGGGCCAUGCCGUAGAGCUAGCACAGAUUUUGUGGGAGGCCGGUCUCGGCGUAGCACCGCCUCCGGCGGCAGCGCGGCCUGCCUUCGCUGACAUGGCCGUCCAGUGUCACAGGGUGAGUUCUAGACAGUUCGUUCUCCGUGGUCCCAGAUGUUGGCGACACCGAGCUUGGCAACUUGGGCGGUCCUUUCACUGCAGGCUUACGAGGAGCUGGCCUAGGGGCGCAUAAAUGGCUGGUGCAGGACCUCGUGAAGCCGACGAGCCUGAAAAUGAGGAAAUGAAACCGUGACUCGUCAAGAACAGGGCACUACAUCACCACAGCUGCUGUUUGUUCUUCAAGAUCACAGCUCACCCAUUCUUCAGUGUUUCGCGCAAUCGGGUCAGACCUUAGCUCUGUUUUCGAGUCAGCCAACAUGGAUGAGAACCUUCUUGGGUAUGUAGAGUACAAUCCACUGUUAAGGGAACACUUAAGUAAUAAGUGCAAUACAGUCAAACCUCGACAUAACAGAAUUAUCGAGUAUAACAAUUUAACAAUGUAUGUAUAUCGAAGAUGUUCCUUGUCAAUAUCAGCAUGUAACAAUGUUUGAGAUUAUAACUGGACCAUUUCUUCGCCCUCGUCUGAAAGAAAUGGCUGAUCUAGUCAAAUGGACGUACAUCUAUACAUAAGUAAUUCCUCUGUGGGCUUUUACACAUAUCUCACUCAGCGAGAAUCAACGGUAGAAUAUACUAACGUGUUCCCUUCAACAGUGAACUGUACUGUACAUUCACCUUUGCUAUAGACUAUUCACUUUCGUCUGGCAGCCUAAGACGCUGUGCCGAACUGUGCGAGAUUGACCAAUUAGUGUGGAGAACCUGCACCAAAGACAUCCCUUUAGCAAGCAACAUGUUGUUGUUUCCUUAUAAUGUGGAACUAGUCAGGGACCCGCAUGUCUUGUCAUGCGGCAAAUUGCCCAUGUUUGGCAUUAGGGCUCGGAAAAUGCUGUCACGCUAUGCAAGUGGCUUGCUGCCAAAGGUCACAAAGUCCUUUUUCAAUAAAAAUGUUAUUACUUGCUA
Messenger RNA from Dermacentor andersoni, 1871 nucleotides. The record is from RefSeq and is a predicted model, not a curated record. NCBI's taxonomy places the organism in Eukaryota, Metazoa, Arthropoda, Arachnida, Ixodida, Ixodidae.